This is a messenger RNA of Erpetoichthys calabaricus (reedfish), 5277 nucleotides long. Its product is annotated as stonustoxin subunit alpha-like. The transcript is spliced from 14 exons. The record is from RefSeq and is a predicted model, not a curated record. Gene Ontology annotation, molecular function: protein binding. Gene Ontology annotation, cellular component: cytoplasm. Bases 92 to 3733 code for a protein of 1213 amino acids. Lineage: Eukaryota; Metazoa; Chordata; Cladistia; Polypteriformes; Polypteridae.
CUGAGCCCAGCCACAGUCUCGGGUGCGGCUUCACAACUAACAACACCUGCUGGAGUCGAGGGGUCUCCUGCUGCUGUUGCUGCUUGAGAAAAUGGCAGAGCAACUCGUCUCCAUUACAACUGCUGCUCUUGGACGGCCAUUCCAGUUGGGGAUGCUUUAUGACUGUCGCAGUGAUCAGCUUGUCCCAGGGGUGACACUCUGGAGUAAGUCCGACCUGGAGAAAGAUAUCAGCGUUAAAUCACAACGUCUUACGGAGUAUUCACUGGAGACCUCCAACUCUCUGACUGAUAAGUCCAAGGCACUUGAAAUAAACGCAUCAUUGAGGGGGAGUUUUGCUUGUGGCCUUGUAAAGGUUGAGGGUUCAGCCAAAUACCUGUACAACACCAGCUCCUCCAAGAAUCAAGCUAGGGUGACCCUGAAUUACUUCAUGACCACCGUGUUUAAACAGUUGACAAUGAGUCAGCUCAGUAGAAACAACGUCACAUAUGAAGAAGUGUUCAGGCAGGGGACAGCGACUCAUGUGGUUACGGCGAUUCUGUAUGGAGCUCGGGCCCUCAUGGUGUUUGACAGAGAUGUUUCAAAAGAUGAAUCUACUCACACCAUUGCAGGAGAAUUAAAAGCAUCGAUAGAGAAAAUCCCAAAGUUAGUCAUUCAUGGCAAAGGAUCACUGGACUUGUCUGCUAAAGAGAAGGAAGAAGCUGAAAAAAUCCGGUGCACUUUCCAUGGAGACUUUUAUAUUCGUGAACUUCCAGUUGACUAUUUAACAUCCCUGGAUGUGUACAAGAAACUGCCCACUUUCCUGGGUGAAGAUGGUGAGCAUGCAGUUCCCGUCACUGUGUGGCUUUACCCGCUCAGUCUGCUGGACUCCAGUGCUGCCAGGCUGAUGUAUGAGAUCAGUACUGACCUGGUCACCCAGGCAGAGCGUGUGCUGGACUCUUUACUAGAGGCAAUGGUGAUGUGUGAUUAUCUUUUAACAGAUCCCACAGUCAAGAUCUUCUACAACAUAGAAAAGAAAAUCAGUAAAUUCAAAACUCUGAUUGAGAGGUACAAGCUGUAUUUUCAAAAGAUGCUCGCUCAGAUUUUGCCAUCAGUUCGGGGAGGAACAACAAAUGCAACUGCACUUGGUGACAUCCUUGAGGCACACCGGACAUCACCAUUCAGUCAGCACAAGUUAGAGGGCUGGCUGUGCUCACUGCAGACCGAGAUUGGGGUGAUUGAGGCCCUGAUCAAUGGUAUGGAAGACAGCAAUGUAUCACUUCUAACUGGAAGGUUUGAUAGCAUAGAGCCUUUGAUUUUUAAUCCAAACAUUAAAUACAUUGUGAACUUCAAUUUGAACUUGUUAAGCAAUGAAAGCAAAAGUUUAAACACAAUGGAAAAUUAUUUUAUAUCUGAAGAACAAAAUAGUAUUAGAAUUACUGAUAUGGAGAACAAUGACGAGUGGGUACAUUCACAGGCAGACUGUGACAAAAUACGACUGAGAAGACAACUAUUUCUUGAUUUUGCAAGUAACAACCAACAGAAUGAAGCCAUCAAGUUUGUGGUUACUAGCAGGCCUGUUGAGAUGCAAGAAAGCAGUUCAGUUCUCUUGUAUUGUAAAGGGGAGCUGCGUAGCUCAGACUUUGAGCCCCCUUCAACUCCAGCUAUUCCUAAAGUAUUAAAAACAUCGAGUCAAUCAGCAGAAAUAGAGCUCUCCCUCCCGCCUCAUGGAUCAAAUGAGACAAUAAAGUACCUGGUGCAGUUCAGAAAACACACUGAGAGAGAGUGGAGGUCACAGAUGACGAGAGAAACCGAGAAAUGUUUCACUCUGGAAGGUCUUCAGAGGUCUACACAGUAUGACGUGAGAUAUGCAGCCGUCUGUGAGGCCGGAAUGGGACCUCCUAGUGAAAUCAUCUCUGUGAAGACUGGAGAACCAGAAUCAGCCAGCUGCUGCUGUGAACAUCUGGAGAAACUUGACCUGUCAUAUAACUAUAUCACUGAAGACUACAUCAAAAUACUGGCUCUAACAAUCCACAUCUAUAGACGUGUCAGCCUGUCUCGUUGUGGUCUCACCUCCAGAUGUUGCUCAGCGCUCUCCUCAGCUCUUUCUUCUCCAUAUUCACGACUGACUGAACUGAACCUGAGCGAAAACAACAACAUGGAGGAUUCAGGAGUGGAUCAGCUGUGUGAGGGGCUGAGGAGUGAAAACUGCAAAUUAGAGAAACUGACCCUGCCUUCUUGUGGUCUCACCUCCAGAUGUUGCUCAGCUCUCUCCUCAGCUCUUUCUGCUCCACAAUCACGACUGACUAAACUGAACCUAAGCAGAAACAUCAUGGAGGAUUCAGGAGUGGAUCAGCUGUGUGAUGGGGUGAGGAGAGAAAACUGCAAAUUAGAGAAACUGAACCUGUCUCAUUGUCGUUUCACCUCCAGAUGUUGCUCAGCUCUCUCCUCAGCACUUUCUGCUCCACACUCACGACUGACUGAACUGGACCUGAGCGGCAACAACAUGGAGGAUUCAGGAGUGGAUCAGCUGUGUGAGGGGCUGAGGAGUGAAAACUGCAAAUUAGAGAAACUGAACCUGCUUAAUUGUGAUCUCACCUCCAGAUGUUGCUCAGCUCUCUCCUCAGCUCUUUCUGCUCCACACUCACGACUGACUGAACUGAACUUGAGCAUCAACAACUACAUGGAGGAUUCAGGAGUGGAUCAGCUGCGUGAGGGGCUAAGGAGUGAAAACUGCAAAUUAGAGAAACUGAACCUGUCUGAAUGUGGUCUCACCUCCAGAUGUUGCUCAGCUCUCUCCUCAGCUCUUUCUGCUCCACACACACGACUGACUGAACUGGACCUGAGCUACAACAACAACAUGGAGGAUACAGGAGUGGAUCAGCUGUGUGAGGGACUGAGGAGUGAAAACUGCAAAUUAGAGAAACUGGACCUGUCUGAAUGUGGUCUCACCUCCAGAUGUUGCUCAGCUCUCUCCUCAGCUCUUUCGUCUCCACACUCACAACUGACUGAACUGAACCUGAGUGACAACAACAUGGAGGAUUCAGGAGUGGAUCAGCUGUGUGAGGGGCUGAGGAGUGAAAACUGCAAAUUAGAGAAACUGAACAUGUCACGUUGUGGUCUCACCUCCAGAUGUUGCUCAGCUGUCUCCUCAGCUCUUUCUGCUCCACACUCACGACUGACUGAACUGAACCUGAGAGGGAACAACAUGAAGGAUUCAGGAGUGGAUCAGCUGUGUGAGGGGCUGAGGAGGGAAAACUGCAAAAUAGAGAAACUGGACCUGUCUCAAUGUCAUCUCACCUCCAGAUGUUGCUCAGCUCUUUCCUCAGCUCUUUCUGCUCCACAUUCACAACUGACUGAAAUAAGUCUUGGUGACAUGGACGACCUCUUAAUGGUGAUGAACAAUAACAACAUCGGAGAUUCAGGAGUGGAUCAGCUGUGUGAGGGGCUGAGGAGUGAAAACUGCAAAUUAGAGAAACUGAACCUGAACUCAUGUUGUCUCACCUCCAGAUGUUGCUCAUCUCUCUCCUCAGUCCUCUCUUCUCCACACUCACAGCUGACUGAACUGAAGCUGAGCAGAAACAAACUGGGAUAUUCAGGAGCUCAUCAGCUGUGUGAGGGUCUGAGGACCCCAAACUGUAAAUUAAAGACACUGAGGCUGUCUGGUAAUGAGAUGAGUAAGAGUGAGAUGAAGAACCUGAGGUCACUACAGGAGAAGCUGAACAGGACUGGACGGCAGGUGGAUAUCAAGAUAUGAGAAGACAGGACAUGUUGAUCAACUGACCCCAGUGACGGUGCCCCCUGUCCACUCCCUCUAAAUUCUUCUCUUUAUCUAUAUAAAUAAAAUUCUUUUCGUGUUUGAAACGGAAAUGACGUAUGACCACAGAACAUAUUAUAAUAUAGGAACUUAUUAUUUGUGUGAGAGUUAUUUUACUGAUAUUAAAAAGAAGAAAAAAGACUGUUUAAAUAAGGAGCUGAGAAGGUGAAUGUAAAGAAGAAGCCAGCGGUAAAGUAAGUGAGACUCCGUAAUAAGGACGGUUGGGCGCACGGAGAAGGAGGGCCGGCUAACCUAGAAGGACCUUCGGAGCACACGGCUUUACUUUGCUUUUAUGCUGCGGGUGUCGGCCAUGGACGGCCGCUAAUGCCGAGACACCCGGGUGAGACGGACUUCUUCCUUCAACAAAGGAAUCGUCGCCAGGCCAGUGAGAUCACAUCUUUUACAUUUAAAUUCAGUAUAUGAGUCAGCGGAACAUAUCUGACUUUGAUCACUGGAUUUAUUGCAGAUUUCCCAGGCCAUGUGAAUUUAGACUUUAAAACAAGAACAUGCUGUUUGUAAAUAGGGUAAUUUUCCAUUUCUUUUCCUUGCUUGCUUUCUUUCUUUGCUGUUUUCUGGGCAGUAUAUUAUAGAGUGCUUAAGGGGGUGGCAUAUUAAUUAGGGUUUGUGUAGUUAUUAUAGAUUUGACAAGGAUUUAAAGGGUGUUUAUUGUUUUGCUUGAUUUAUAAUAUAUUCUUUUUUGAUUGUUUAAAGAAUUGUUGGGGUGAUUCUUUCCUUUGUAUAAAUUCAUAAAAGACAACUCCAGAUGAGGAUGUCAAAUUGGGGCAAAGGUUCGGUUGGCUUCCGUACUUAAUAGAAUUAAUUUUCCUAAGAGUAGGUUUUGUGUGUGCUGAGCUCCUCAUUCAACUUAAGAGGAACACGCUACACCUCGAUAGUAAAAGAGAUGAACAAAACAGCUUUGUGUCUUUCUACUUUUUAACUGCGCUGAGCUGUAAACAUAUGAAGACGAGACCAUCUUCAGCGAAGAGGGGCCGUGAGAACAAAGUGGACGCUGGGAGGCGCGGAAUGUCGGGCUUUUCCUCCUGGUCAGCAGCUUCAGGCAGCGUCCUCUCUUCUCGCACUAUUUGUCACACUUCAAGUGUCCUGUCGGCUCCUGGGACAGUAGAAAUCUUUGCGAAUAAGUGUAAUCGGCACUAUCGAAGCGGGACGCUCUUCGUAAAUUGUGGUGUACGGCUACUUACUGUCCCUUAAGAUGAAUUCGGGUCACUUAAACCCCGCAACAUUCAAGGUUGCUUUUGUGAUGAAUUCUUUUAAGAAAAUGGAGGAUCUAAAAAGAUGUACCGACCUCUUCAUGUUAAGUAUAAGACUUGGGAAUUAUUUGGACCUUCUGCCCGUUAAGCGUGACAGAAAGGCAGCGUCCACAUUUCAAGGUUGUCAAGCAGGUAGUUUGCCUGAAACCACUGCAGUACUCAAUGUAUCUUUACUUCUGAAAUGUUAAUGUUUGACUGUUUAAUAAUUUAUACGCU